Messenger RNA from Cyclocybe aegerita, 1818 nucleotides. NCBI's taxonomy places the organism in Eukaryota, Fungi, Basidiomycota, Agaricomycetes, Agaricales, Hemipholiotaceae. The record is from the annotation of a GenBank genome assembly.
AUGUUCCCUUUCCACUCCUCCGCAGCUCCCAGCGCUUUCCGCUCGAUGUCGUCGCUUCCGGGCGCUUGGUCUUCGAACUGGUCUUUAUCUCUUCAGGAUGAACAGGCAGUGGAUGCGCAAAACACCGUAAAGGUGCCGGAAUGCACGAUAUUCGCCGACACCUUUCAGCCGAGUCGAAACGCUCAUCCCGCCCUGAGGGAAUUGGCCAGGAGUGAAGGGGGACGGUCUCCUACUCCCACAAAGUCCCCUGUGUGCGACUACCGAGUCUCCGUCGCUCUCUCUGAGGAGUCAACGGCGUCGGAUGACUUUUACAGCUUCACAUCUCAUGAGGAUCCCGACACGACUUUGCAUGCGAAUAUGACUGUGAUCUUGCCUAGCAAGGGGAUGGAAAAUUCGGACUCUACCAAGGGCUCACUCCACCACGCCGAAUCAAGCUUUGGCUCGACUGAGUUAGCCUUAAGCUUACAUGGAAGUUCCACUGGAGACGCCACUUUAUCAGAUAUCGCUUCGUCCGAGGCCUCAUUACGGCGAUCCGGCAGUUCGUCUACGAAGGCAUCACGCAUCGUUCUGGACAAAGAUUCACCAGCCAGUGUUUCUCGAUUGCAGGCAGAGGUCCCACCAGAAAUUUCUAUUUCUUGUGGGUCGCCCAGAAGUAUUGCGUCUGCGAGGUUAUCUGCUUCGUCCUAUAUGCAUGAUGCAGACGACGACGGUUCCCGCUUUUCGGCCUAUUCAAAUUAUUCGGCACCCGAUUAUGCAGGACUUCAUAACUUUCUUCGCCACCGAGCCGCCGAGAGUUCCGAAGAAAGCAUAGGCUUACGGCCUCCUGGAUUUUGGGAAUUUGAGCCUCACGCCCGUCGCCAACGAAUUAUCGAAACCAGUAAUUAUGAACCGCCGAGCGGUAGUCUGCUCUUAUCCCAGCCGGAUGGAAAUAACCCCUGGACACUUUCCUUGGAUCCAUCCCUCACGUCAGAGUCGGUAUCGCAGUCCUCGGCCUCCUGUCGGUCAGUCACGACGUCGCUCGCCUCGCAGAAUGAAGGACCUUUCAACAGGCAUACCCCUAGUCCUUCUUUUGUCUCUUCCUCCCCCCAACUCAAUACCGCCUUUAUUCGGCCUUCAUUCCGUCACCCAUAUGGAGGCGAUUUUCCCGACGUGGAGGUCAGCACAACCCGACAGGGCUCCCAUAUGUCUAUUCGCGGUGAACGCCGAGAGUACAGCGCCAUGGAAUUCUCUCAGAAAGCGCCAGCCGCACCGAAGAAAGCAUUGAAAAAGACGAAGCAGUUCUACCUCAAGAUCAAGAAGCUGUUCACAACAAAGGCAUCAACUUCGUCAAGAUCAAUUACGCGCCGGGCAUUAAAUGACUCUUCAUUAGGACGGAGUCAGGGCCUGUACGUGUUCCCAGGUAUAGACGUUCAGCAAGCAGUGCCUUCGCUCAGCUACCACUCGGAUACACCGUCGACUCAAGGAUUCCCGCAGCCGCAGACUCCGUCUCAAAGCUCUAUCUACCGGCGCCCAUUCACCCGUUCGCUCAAACUAUCUUCACCAUCCGUCGCUCUUUCUUACACUCCCGACCGCACGUCCAACUACCCCGCCUCCUCAGUGGGGGAACGCUUCACUUACGAAUACCACGCCAGACCGAGGACGCUCUCGGAGAUCAAGUCCAAGAGACGUUUCUCGCUCCCCACCAUCUUUACGAAACCCACCGUCUCUCGUCCGAACAGUUCCUCGGGGCGUACCAUCAAUGCCUCGAGAACCCAUAUCCCUGAAGAUGUUCCUCUCGAACAGGGCGAUUCUCAACACCUUAGACCUACCUACGCUUGA